This is a messenger RNA of Centropristis striata (black sea bass), 1917 nucleotides long. It is a transcript of the gene glod4, whose product is annotated as glyoxalase domain containing 4. The transcript is spliced from 8 exons. The coding region runs from base 191 to 1183 and encodes 330 amino acids. NCBI's taxonomy places the organism in Eukaryota, Metazoa, Chordata, Actinopteri, Perciformes, Serranidae. The record is from RefSeq and is a predicted model, not a curated record.
CUAGUUAACAAAAGCCGAUAUAAUAUCCAACAAGUGUAUGUUGCUGGCUGUUUGCUCACUUGUAUUUACAUCAGUCUUUUGGUAUUUACUUUCCGCCAAUCGACGACAGAAAAAUCGAUCACGAAGGAGGCUUAAUCGCUCCCUGCUCGCCGAUCAUCUCUACCAGACAUAAUUGUACCUGUGAAUAAAUAUGUCUCUGAGACGAGCGCUGCACUUUGUUUUCAAAGUUGGUGACAGGACCAAAACUGCCAAGUUCUACCGAGAUGUUCUGGGCAUGAAGAUUUUACGCCAUGAAGAGUUUGAGGAGGGCUGCAAGGCAACGUGUAAUGGCCCCUACGAUGGGAAAUGGAGCAAGACAAUGGUCGGCUUUGGUCCAGAAGAUGACCAUUUUGUUGCUGAACUGACAUACAAUUACGGGGUGGGAGGGUAUCAACUUGGCAAUGACUUCUUGGGGCUCACUCUGCAGUCGAGCCAGGCUGUGAGCAAUGCUAAACGUCUGGGGUGGCCUCUUACUGAGGUAGGAGAGGCUCUGUAUCUGACCCAGGCUCCAGGAGGUUAUCCUUUCUACCUUGUGGACAAAGAGCAGCCUCCCAGUGACCCAGUGCAGAAGGUUUGCCUCGGAGUAUCAGACCUCCAGAGAUCGACCAACUACUGGACUACGCUCCUGGGAAUGAAGGUCGUGGAAAAGAAUGAGGAAAAGAAAACCGUGCUGUUGGGGUUUGCAGACACUCAAUGUAAACUGGAGCUUCAUGAUAACAGCGGGACAGUAGAUCAUGGAACAGCGUUUGGGAGAAUAGCAUUUUCAUGCCCAAGGGAGCAAGUAAAAUAUUAUUUAAUGGAUACUUUCUUGUGUUUGUUAAUGUUGAAGAAAAUUACUCCUCAUUUCCAUGGUAAAUAUUUUUAUUACAUUGUACAGCUGCCUGACCUUGAAGCCUUGAUGAAAAAGGAAAAUCAGAAAAUUCUCACUCCAUUAGUCAGCCUGGAUACUCCUGGAAAGGCCACAGUAGAAGUGGUUAUCUUGGCUGACCCAGAUGGUCAUGAGAUUUGCUUUGUAGGAGAUGAGGCUUUCAGGCAACUGUCCAUGGUGGACCCCAAAGGAAAUGAACUGCUUGAUGAGGCUAUGGCCGCAGAUAAAAGUGACGAGUGGUUUGCCAAACACAACAGACAAAAAGCUGCUGCUUGAGAUGAAAGGGCUAUGAAAUGAAGAGGCUUGCCAUCAAUUUCUCACCAGUUCAUGUGAUGAUGAGAUGCUGUACAAGGCACCUGUGGUGUAAAUCUUCUUGAAAUGACAACUUGGUUAUCCUAAGCCUGGCAGUAUGAGAUUUAUUUUUCCCUGGAUGCAUGCCGUGAGGCACAGUUGCAUUGACAGCACUUUGUAAAAGGACCACUUUUUCAAUUUGAUGGACUUUUUUCCAAUAACUUUUGGCAGAGAGGUGUUCAGAAAAUCACUUUGAUGCAACAUAUUCUCUAAAAAGCACUGAAGAUGAUUUUCUGUUGGGUUCCUGUUGCCCCGUCACCAUCCAUCAUCUGUGCAUUGUAUAAUUACUAAUUAAUGCACGUAAUUACUGGAAUAAGACUGCCUGGCUGCAAGAUUCCUGUGCAUUGUUUAAUUGAAAACUUAAUUUUGAAAGAAGAACAGCGUAAAGGUAAACAUUAUGUAAUGAGGCAGCACCUGCCAUAUUGUUAUUAUGGCACAAGUAGUACAAAUCCAAUACAUUUGCAGCCAAUCAAAUGACCAAAACCAAAUUACAUGCAGUGUGCCUGGAGCAUUUACAGUUUCAGGACCCCUCAGUGUUGCUGAUAAAUGCACUAAAUAUAAUGCAGUAGCAAUAGUUCAGUCAUGUGAUGGAGUUACACUGAAUCAUGUAAUUUGUAAAAUUACAUAAUGUCAUCUGAUUGAAAUAAAUGCGACUUUCC